Molecule: messenger RNA, 1977 nt
Organism: Orcinus orca (killer whale)
Lineage: Eukaryota; Metazoa; Chordata; Mammalia; Artiodactyla; Delphinidae
Product: UDP-N-acetylglucosamine--peptide N-acetylglucosaminyltransferase 110 kDa subunit-like
Exons: 4
Coding region: 24-1184 (386 amino acids)
Biological process (GO): protein O-linked glycosylation
Molecular function (GO): protein binding; protein N-acetylglucosaminyltransferase activity
Source: RefSeq, a predicted model, not a curated record
UCAGGCCAGCUCCUAUUCAGGCAAUGUGGCUGGGCUACCCUGGGACCAGUGGCGUGCUUUUCAUGGAUUAUAUCAUCACAGAUCAGGAAACUUCACCUGCUGAAGUUGCUGAGCAGUAUUCUGAGAAACUGGCUUAUAUGCCCCAUACUUUCUUUAUUGGUGAUCAUGCUAAUAUGUUCCCUCACCUGAAGAAGAAAGCAGUCAUCGAUUUUAAGUCCAAUGGGCACAUUUAUGACAAUCGGAUUGUGCUGAAUGGCAUCGACCUCAAAGCAUUUCUUGAUAGUCUCCCAGAUGUGCACAUUGUCCAGAUGAAAUGUCCUGAUGGAGGAGACAACGCAGACAGCAGUAAUACAGCUCUUAAUAUGCCUGUCAUUCCUAUGAAUACUAUUGCAGAGGCAGUUAUUGAAAUGAUUAACAGAGGACAAAUUCAGAUAACAAUUAAUGGAUUCAGUCUUAGCAAUGGACUGGCAACUACCCAGAUCAACAUUAAGGCUGCCACUGGAGAGGAGGUUCCCCGUACCAUUAUUGUAACCACACGUUCUCAGUACGGGUUACCGGAAGAUGCCAUUGUGUACUGUAACUUCAAUCAGUUAUAUAACAUUGACCCAUCUACUUUGCAGAUGUGGGCAAAUAUUCUGAAGCGUGUUCCCAAUAGUGUACUGUGGCUGUUGCGUUUUCCAGCAGUAGGAGAACCUAAUAUUCAACAGUAUGCACAAAAUAUGGGCCUUCCCCAGAAGCGUAUCAUUUUUUCACCUGUUGCUCCUAAAGAGGAACAUGUUCGGAGAGGCCAGCUGGCUGAUGUCUGCUUGGACACUCCACUCUGUAAUGGACACACCACAGGGAUGGAUGUCCUUUGGUCAGGGACACCCGUGGUGACUAUGCCAGGAGAGACUCUUGCUUCCCGAGUUGCAGCUUCCCAGCUCACUUGUUUAGGCUGUCUUGAGCUUAUUGCUAAAAAUAGACAAGAAUAUGAAGACAUAGCUGUGAAACUGGGAACUGAUCUAGAAUACCUGAAGAAACUUCGUGGCAAAGUCUGGAAGCAGAGAACAUCUAGCCCUCUGUUCAACACCAAACAAUACACAAUGGACCUAGAGCGGCUCUAUCUACAGAUGUGGGAGCAUUAUGCAGCUGGCAACAAACCUGAUCACAUGAUUAAGCCUGUUGAAGUCACUGAGUCGGCCUAAAUAAUGACUGUGUGCACAGGAGAAUUACCGUGUACCUGAGCCUCAACGUUCUGGGGGAAAGGGAACUACUUUUUCCUUAUCUGUACAAUACCAUGCUGCAGAUGGGUGACAGACAAUGAUAAGAAAUAGCACAGCCAGACUUGCUUCCUGCAUGAUCGUGAUCACGAUAGGGAGAGACACAAGAGAUGGGAAACUGCUGUUCCACAAGGAGUCUCCAUAGAAUUUUGCAGCAGCCAGGUGUCUGGAAGGUCUGGAAGUGAGUCCUGUUCUUCCUUUUUCUUUCAGCAGAAAUGAAAUCCCAGUUGUCUUGGUCCUUCUGACCCCAUCCGUCGGUGCUACUUCAGUUCCUUACCCCUUCCCUUCUGACCCUGGGCGGUGAGAUCCUCUUUCUCCGGCUGGUCCGCGGCAAGUGGCACUCGAACAGGGACCUGAAGCGUGAAGGCAGUUAAAAGAGAAAGAAAGUGCAGGCAAUAGCCUGUUCCUCAUGUACCUUUGGUUUUUACGGACGGUUCUUCUUCAGGAGUGGCUACUGUAAUCAUUGACGACGGAACAAACCUCAUUAAAGAAACUUCCUUGACUUCAGCUCAACGUGUUGAACCGUAUGCUGUCAUUAUGUCUUUUAAACAUUUGCCUUCUAUAUCUUUUAAUUUGUUUUCUGAUAGUAAAUAUCUUAUUAGCUUGUGAUUUCUUCUGGAGACUGCGACCAUAGGACAUACUAAUGACCCUGAAUUAUCAUCCUCUUUUCGUUUGCUUCAACAGCUUAUUCGUUCCCAUGAUGGUCCUGUUGUAGGUC